AUAACCGGUUUAAGAAAGGGACUGAAAGAGCUGGAAUACAAAGAAAUAAGUGAUAAUAUGGUGGAAAGGAAAAUAGCAUAUAAGGACAAGACAUUCAGGAUAAUAAUGGUAUAUAAUCAAGACACAAAAGGAACAUGGAAAGAGAUAGAGGAAAGAGUAGACGGGAGAGAAGAAGAAGUGAUGAUCGUCGGCGGAGACUGGAAUGCGAGAACGGGAGAAGAGGGAGGGCAGGUAAACGAGGACAUAGGGAAGGAAAGAAGCAGGCGAUCAAAAGACAAGAAAAUAAACGCGGAAGGAAGAAUACUGCUUAGGUACCUAGAAGAGAGAGGCUGGACGAUAAUAAACGGCAGGGAUGAAGAAGAAGAGGAGUGGACCUAUAUUGGGGAGAGAGGAAACUCGGUGAUAAAUUAUGUGAUCGGGAACCAGGAGGCGACAGAAGAAAUAACUAACAUGAAGGUAGGAAAAAGAACAGAGUCGGACCAUAUGCCACUGGAAGUAGAAAUAGGGGGGCCAGAACUACAAAAAACCGAAGAAAGGGAAGAAGAAGAGAAGGAGAGAAGGGAGUGGACAAGGGAAAGCAGGGAAAAAUACCUGGAGGAAUGCAAAGACUGGACCUACGAGGGGAGAACAACAGAGGAGCUGUGGACAGAAAUCAAAAACAAGGUAAACAAUGCAGUACCAAAGAGGAGAGUAAAGACAAGAAAAUGGGGAAUGGAAGAGAAAGUGUGGUAUGACAAGGAGUGGAAAGAGAGGAAAAGAGAGGUGAGAAGGAAGAUGGCAAAGUUCAGGAGAGGAAAAUGCGGCAGAGAAGAACUAAUGGAGGAGAAGAAGGCAUUCAAACUGUGGUGCAAAGAAAGAAAGGAAAGACACGAAGAAGAGGAAAUGGAGAAGAUCAGGAAGAUUAGAACAGAGCAAGAGGUAUGGAAGUACAUAAACAAGCACAGAAGAAGAAGAGAGGACAUAGAUGAGGAAAUAAGCGAAGAAGAGUGGAGGAAUCACUUUAUGGAGAUGCUAGAAGGAAAAGAGCACAAGGAGGACAAGAAAACAGGGGAGCAGGGAGAGGAGGAGGAAAUAGGAAAGGAGAGGGAAGAUAACAUAGAGAAGGAAGAGAUGAUAUACCAAAUAAGAAAACUAAAAGAGAAGAAGGCAAUGGGGAAGGAUGGGAUAGAAAAUGAGGUAUGGAAGUAUGCACCGAUGGAAGUGGGGGAGGCGUUAUGGGAGUUAGUAAGAAAAAUCUGGAAGGGAGAAGGGAUACCGGAAGAUUGGAAAAAAGGGAUAAUAUGUCCGAUAUACAAGAAGGGCGACAAGAGAGUAGCGAAGAGCUACAGAGGAAUAACGCUAAUGGACACAGCGUAUAAGAUCUAUGCAGGGAUACUGGACAAACGGCUAAAGGCAGAGAUUGAAACCAAACUGGAAGAGAGCCAAUUUGGAUUCAGAAAAGGAAGUGGAGUAACCGACGCAGUGUUCGUGAUAAGUCACAUCAUUGACAAGCAGCUGAGCAGAGAAAGAGGGAAGCUGUUUGCCUGUUUUGCGGACUUAAGGGCGGCGUUUGACAGACUAAACAGAGAGAAACUGGAGGAGAAAAUGAAAAAGAUGGGGGUUAGAGAAAACCUAACAAGAAGGAUUAAAGAACUGUACAUAGAAACGAAGAACGUGGUGAGAGUUAAGAACCGCAACACAGAAGCCUUCUGGACAGUGAGGGGAGUCAGACAAGGGUGCCCGCUGAGCCCGACAUUAUUUAACAUCUACGUGGCAGAGCUGGAAGACGAGCUAAGGAAAGGGCAAGCCGGGGGCAUAGCGAUAGGAGGAAGAAAGGUAUGGUCACUGACGUACGCAGAUGAUAUUGUAUUGAUGACGGAUAGGGAAGAGGAGCUAAAGGAGAUGCUAAGGAAAUUCAAAAAAUUUCUAAAAGAAGCUGAAUUGGAGCUAGGCACAGAAAAGACGAAAAUAGUAGUAUUCGAAAAAAGAAGAAACAAAAGGAAACAAAGAAAAUGGAAUUGGGGAGAGCAAGAACUAGAAAAAGUGGAGGAGAUAAGAUACCUAGGGUACAUACUACAGAAAAACGGCAGCGAUGAGAGGCACAUACAGGACAGGAAAAGGAGAGCGAUGAUAGUAAUGAAAAAAACAUGGAGCAUGGGAGAAAGAAUAUUCAAACAGGACUACGAGAGGAGAAUGAAAAUGUUUGAAGUACUAGUAGAGAGCGCUGUUUGGAGCAGAGGUAUGGGGUUGGAACAUGGAAGAAUCGCUGGAUAGGGUAAAAAGAGUGUACGUAAAAUGGAUCUUAGGUUUAGACAGGACAACACCAAACUACAUACUGACAGAAGAAUGCAAGAUAGAGGAAAUCAAGGUAAAAGCGUUAAAAAGAGCAGUAAGGUACGAGGAAAGAACUCUAGAAUCGGAAA
Molecule: messenger RNA, 2402 nt
Organism: Bombus pyrosoma
Lineage: Eukaryota; Metazoa; Arthropoda; Insecta; Hymenoptera; Apidae
Product: trichohyalin-like
Exons: 1
Coding region: 58-2253 (731 amino acids)
Molecular function (GO): catalytic activity
Source: RefSeq, a predicted model, not a curated record